Nymphaea colorata (pocket water lily) is the source of this 1940-nucleotide messenger RNA. Its product is annotated as alternative NAD(P)H-ubiquinone oxidoreductase C1, chloroplastic/mitochondrial. NCBI's taxonomy places the organism in Eukaryota, Viridiplantae, Streptophyta, Magnoliopsida, Nymphaeales, Nymphaeaceae. Gene Ontology annotation, cellular component: chloroplast. Gene Ontology annotation, molecular function: NAD(P)H dehydrogenase (quinone) activity. Bases 290 to 1906 code for a protein of 538 amino acids. Gene Ontology annotation, biological process: aerobic electron transport chain; phylloquinone biosynthetic process. The transcript has 11 exons. The record is from RefSeq and is a predicted model, not a curated record.
AUGGCAGCGGGGCUGGUUCUUUCAGCACUUUCCCGGAUCGCCUACACUGUGGGAAGGAAACUGGUGUCCGAGCUCACAGUACGUGAUCCAGAAAGUGGGGAGUCACACCGGAGUCGAGAUUGUGUGUGAGAUAUGUGAUUUGCAGUUGGUGGCAGGGGGCCAAACACGCCAUCAUCUCCCUCUUCACCUCUCGCCGGCGGUUGAGCCCAACCUUCCGUUAGCCUCAAGGUAGAUUCUCCACUUCCUCUUUCUCCUCUGCUCGGAUACCCACUAGAGCAGUCUGCGGACAAUGGAGUCCCUGGCGUUGGCGGCCUCCCUCUCCCUAUUUCCUCUUAAACGGGGUGGAAACUACUUGGCCAAAAUAUUUAUGAAGCCCGGCAAUGGCCUUCGACCCGGCUUUAUGGUAAACUCAGGACCUUCAAGAGGAAGCUUUUGCAUUCUGAGUUCUACAACAAAAGAAGGCUUUGGAGGCUUUGGAGGGAGAAGACAGGUAUCUGAAGGAGAAACAAGCACAAGUUCGUUUACUUGGCCAAAAAAACAGAGCCCACGAAUAUGUAUACUAGGUGGAGGAUUUGGAGGACUCUACACUGCUCUGAGACUGGAAUCUUUGGAAUGGCCACCUGAGAAAAAGCCGCAGGUGCUUCUUGUAGAUCAAUCCGAACGUUUUGUCUUCAAACCAAUGUUGUAUGAACUUUUGACAGGAGAAGUUGAUGAAUGGGAAAUAGCACCCCGUUUCUCAGAAUUGCUAUCUGGCACCAGUAUACAGUUUUUUCAAGAUAGAGUGAAAGAAGUAUUCCCCUGUGAUAGUUAUAGAAAUAGUGGACCAACUCAACUACUCAGUGGUGGAAAAGUGCAUCUUGAAAGUGGAAUUGAGGUUGAGUACGACUGGUUGGUUCUAGCUUUGGGAGCUCAAACUAAACUGGAUCUUGUACCUGGUGCAUCUGAGUUUGCACUACCUUUUUCAACAUUGGAAGAUGCACAAAGAGUGGAGCAAAAACUACGAAUGCUGGAAAGAGGGAGAUUUUGUAAAGAUCCUUCUUUGAUACAAGUGGCUGUUGUUGGGUGUGGGUACUCUGGAGUUGAGUUGGCUGCAACAAUUUCUGAAAGGUUGCAGGAAAGAGGAAGAGUCAAAGCAAUCAAUGUUGGGACAACCAUCUGUCCAUCUGCUCCCUCAGGGAAUCGUGAAGCUGCUUUGAAGGUUCUUUCGUCCAGGAAUGUUGAGCUGUUUUUAGGGUACUACGUUAGCUGCAUAAAAAAGAUUGACAAAAUUGAAAAUUCUCAUGAUAGUGAAGUAGGUGAUGUAAACAACCAGCGUGAGGCAUUCAAGAAGUUUAUUCUGGAACUGCUACCUGCUGAAAGAAGCUUGCAGAGUCAAAGCUUGGAAGUAGAUCUGGUACUUUGGACAGUGGGUUCUAGGCCAUUACUUCCUUUGGUUGGUCCUAACAAUAGUGGCCUGUUUCCUGCAAAUUCUGGUGGGCAAGCAGAAAUUGAUGAUACCUUGAGAGUGAAGGGUCAUCCACGUAUAUUUGCCAUUGGUGAUUCUGCUGGCUUCAGGGACUCCUCUGGGAGGCGUGUUCCAGCUACCGCUCAGGUCGCAAUUCAGCAGGCUGAUUUUGCUGGCUGGAAUCUUUGGGCUGCAAUUAAUGAGCGGCCUUUGUUGCCGUUCAGGCUUCAGAAUUUGGGGGAGAUGAUGACUCUUGGAAAGUAUGAUGCGGCAAUAUCACCAAGUUUUGUAGAUGGCCUUACUUUAGAGGGUAACCUGGGACAUACUGCUAGAAAGGUGGCGUACUUGAUGAGAUUGCCGACGGACCAGCAUCGGCUUAAGGUGGGAUUCAGUUGGAUUACCAAAUCCGCUAUAGAUUCUAUUGCAUCACUUCAAAGUACCUUAGCAAAUGUACUUUCAUGACACAUCAAUAAAAUAAUGACUCCGUUCAAUUUAA